UCUUGACUCUCUCUUCCACCACACCCAACACAUCUCGCCAGAGUGAGGCAUAGUCGUGCUGUGCUGCUGCCCUUGCUACCGCCACUACCAUGGACGCCUCUGCCCUCGAGCCGGUCACCUUUGCCUGUAAGCUGGUCAUCUCCAAGUGGUCGCGGGUCGAUGCCGAGCUGACAAUCGACAAGAACGGGGUGGACAUCCGCCAGAUCAAGAGCGGCGAGCGAUGGUUCAUGCCGUACGAGCUCAUCAAGAACUACGCGUCGUGGGUGGUCAAGGGCUUCCUCGGCCUCACAGGCCGGACUCAGUACGAGUCGACCCAGCGGGUGGUCAUGCUCGUCUUCACCAAGGCCAACAAGGACAAUGCGCACAAGGCCGAACUCGCCAUCUCCAUCUUUAUCCGCCACAAACUCGAGGAUCUCAAGCGCGAGAACCAGUACGUCGAGUCUCUCGAGGCCGGCACGACCUCGGCGCAGGAUCCAUCCGAGUUUGGCGCCCAGUUUGAACAGACAGCCGAUGACGAGACGUUCUCGUCGGCCCAGACACCGCCGCCGGCCGGCGCGCCAGCCCGGCCGGCACGCUCAAGCCGUGCCGGCCGCUCGGCCACCGUCGGCGACAUGGCUCCUAUCGGCAAGAUUGCUCCGCCGCCGUCGUCUGGCCGCCGCCGCGCCUCGACUCGAAACUUUGAUCAGGCCAAGGCCAUGUUCAUCCCGCCGCCGCGCCCGGCCACAGGCACAACAUCGCCCGAGGCCCAGGCCUCGCUCGAGUCGCAGUUUGCCUCCAACGCCGCCGCCGCUGCCAGCACACCCUCGCUCAUCGACAUGUUUUCUGCACCUGCCGCCGCGCCUGCACCUGCCCCUGCACCUGCGCUUGCCACCGCGCAGCCUGUCUCCGAUGACGCCUUUUUCGCCGCCUUUGCCUCGUCUCGUGCCACCUCGGGUACCAGCAGCGGACCGUCCGGCUUUGCUGCCGCGCUUGCCGCUCCACCCGCUUCCAUUCCAGCUGCUGCGCCACCUGCCGCAGCUCCAGCUCCAGCUCCGGGCGUCUUUGACUUUUCGGCGCUCUCGGCUGCCACGCCGGCCAUCGCGCCCCCGCAGUCGACCCAGACUCUCAACGCGGCAAGCCAACCACGCAAAACAUCAACACCGCUUAUUCUCCUUUGAACCUCGCAGCUGUUGCACCCACCGUGCCCGCCAAGCCGAAUUGAUGACGAUGGCCGUGUCAAGCGGCGGGCGGACGAAAAAAUCAAACU
This is a messenger RNA of Thecamonas trahens ATCC 50062, 1246 nucleotides long. RefSeq lists its product as uncharacterized. The transcript has 2 exons. The record is from RefSeq and is a predicted model, not a curated record. Bases 90 to 1157 code for a protein of 355 amino acids. Lineage: Eukaryota; Apusomonadida; Apusomonadidae.